Messenger RNA from Musa acuminata subsp. malaccensis (wild Malaysian banana), 981 nucleotides. RefSeq names its product EG45-like domain containing protein. The record is from RefSeq and is a predicted model, not a curated record. Lineage: Eukaryota; Viridiplantae; Streptophyta; Magnoliopsida; Zingiberales; Musaceae.
UAUCCACUGUCGAUAGAGCCUUGGUUCCGUGAGUAAUCGAGAUUUCUAAGUGAUCUCAGUUACGAUCUGAACUGGCGCGCCAUUAAUGAAUGAUAGGAAAUAGAAUGGACGGAAAGUUAAAGCAACCACGAGCGGAGGUCUUUUCCUCUGAAAGCAAUGGAAGAUGGUGCAGUUUUUGAGGCUGGAGAGCGUUAUAAGGCUGCAAGAGAGAGAGUCAUUGAUCCUAUGUGCUCAGCGAUGAUGGGGAGAAAGAGGUGGGUGUUGGAGACGAUGCUUAUUGGGUUAGCGUGCGCCGUUGAUCUCAUUGGGGUUUCAGGGGACGUCGGCACAGCUACAUCAUACGGUCCUCCAUAUCUACCGACGAAGUGCCCCGGCUACACCCAGGAUCAGCUGCCUGGGAACGGCCAUUUUGUGGCGGCAGGCAGUGGCAUAUGGGACAACGGCGCCGCCUGCGGCAGAAGGUAUCUGCUGCGGUGCCUGAGCGGCCUCCGACGGCCGUGCAAGGAUGGCUCGAUCGUCGUUGAGGUCGUGGAUUUCUGCAGGCACAGCCCGUGUCCUUCCACCCUGGUGUUGUCCACCAGAGCCUUCGACGCCGUCUCCAAAAUCCCAAACACCAAGAUAAAUGUCGAAUACGCACAAAUAUGAUCCGGUGGAGGUGCCGCGUGAAGGAGCAGCUGAACUCAUGGAAAUAGCUUGGAGAAUGAGCUGAAGGAGGCGCGAUACGAAGAAGCUGCUCAACCAGAGCUCUCUUCGGUCUCAUGUUUGCACGACUACUUGAAGUUAGUUGAGCUACUUCUCAAGCUUAGAUUAGCAGAAGAAUUCACUUGCAGAUAUGUUCAUUACUGGUCUUUGUUAGUUGGAUCUCCGAGGUUUAGUAACAAUGUAUCGGGUAUGCUAUCUUGUAGUUAUAUUGUUGUUUGUUACUCGUAGUGUCGGUGCUAUGAUGUAAAGAUCAACUACCGAUAGUUGCAUGAUAAAUGA